Molecule: messenger RNA, 711 nt
Organism: Gastrolobium bilobum
Lineage: Eukaryota; Viridiplantae; Streptophyta; Magnoliopsida; Fabales; Fabaceae
Product: transmembrane 9 superfamily member 5-like
Exons: 2
Coding region: 1-711 (236 amino acids)
Biological process (GO): protein localization to membrane
Cellular component (GO): membrane
Source: RefSeq, a predicted model, not a curated record
AUGUUGAUCUGUGGCGGUCUGCAAAUCGCAGAUCCUAUAAGCAAGAGGAAGAUGUCAUUCCAAGAGCUUAUAUUAGGGGGAUGUUUUACUGACACUCAGUAUGAGCUGAAGUUCAAGGUUAAAGCCGAAGGUAAAAUCCUUUGUGAGAAAUAUCUAACGAAAGAUGAAGUUGAAGUUUUCAGAUAUGCUGUCAGAAAAAAAUUUGAAUACCAAAUGUACUAUUCCAACAUUCUCGUCAAGGGCCCUUUGGGAAGAGUAGUUGAAGAAAAUGGCCACACUCGGUAUUAUCUUUUCAAGCACAUCAACUUUUAUCCCCUGUACUCUGGAAAAGAAGUGAAAGCCAUAGAUAUUUCAAGUAAAGACGAUGUUGAUUCCGCUGUGGAUAUAACAGAAGAUGCUGGAAUUUGGGUCAGCUUCACUUACUCAGUCUUCUGGGAUGAAUUUGAAGAGAAUCAGGAUAUUCAGGGUCAGCAAUAUUACGUCUACCGGGAAGAAUGCAAGUUAGAUAGGUUUCGGAGGCGUAAACAAGAUCAUGGAUUCAGGGAUGAUGUUGACAUAGCAUUGUAUCUCUGCAUUAUCAUUGCUAUUUGGUUUGGUUUGCUUCUUGUGGUAACUUGGGCAUUACUUAGGAACUCUUUCAAACGAUGUCCUCCAAAUUCGUCCUUACUUGGCGCCUUUCUGGGCAAUGGAACUCAGCUAUUGAUUAUGUAA